AUGAUGGAGUCGGAUGUAUAUGAUUUUAACAAUGCUGAAUAUAGAAUUAAUUAAAAUUUAAUUGAAAAAUCAUUUACAAUGAAAUUAUUUCCACCAGGUAAAGUAAUUCAAUCCAAAGUAAUGGAAACAUUAGAUGAUACUUAGAAAUUUAAAAAAUGGUUAUGUAAUUUAAUUCAAUCUUCAAAUUAUUUUAUCACAUAUUCAAAUCUAUUUGAAAAUACUGAUGCAAAUAAUGAAUAAGCAUAACCCUUUGUGGUUUAGAUUGAUUCUAACUAUGGGGAAAUCUGUGAGGAGUUUUUUGGGAAUAAAAAUAAUUCAUUUGUUAUUUUUUGUUACUCCCCUACAUAAGUUAAUGUGUAUGCAGUAUUUUUUAAAUAUAAUUAAACUUAACUUAUAUACUAAUAUAAUAUAACCAAUCUAAAUAUAACUUAAUGUAAAAGAACUUAUUUUGAUAUGUAGAAUUUCCAAUUCUUAUUGGCUUUUUAUUAAUGCGAGAAUUGGAUUAUUAUAAAUUUACCUUUGAAUCAAAUAAUAUUAAACUAAACUACUUUCAAUAAAAUAAAUACUGGAUAUUAAAUUAACCUAUUAUUCGACAUUUAAAUCUGUGAACAACAUUCAAAGUAUUUAGUGUUAGUUGAUGAUAAUUUUUAUUUAUACUUUGAUCUUUCUAAAUCAAAUGUAUUCUUGAGUAGAGUCUAUUAGAGAAAGAUAAAAAAAUUGUUACUAAAUAGUAAAUGUGUUUUAUAAUAAAUCCUCACUUAAUCAGAUUCAGGAGAAAUUUAUAUUUGGGAAACUCAAUAAAGAACUAGCUACAACGCUUCUUAUGAAAUGAAAUAUAUAAAUGGCCGUUUAUUUAUUUAUAAUGAAUAUGAGAUCUCUUUAAUAUUAACACUUGACAUUAAAUAUACAAUGUAAAUACCAAAUUUAUAAAUCACAUUUAUUAAAUCUCUUAGUUACUUUUAUUAAAUUGAUGAAGAGUUAGGGUUAAUUUAAUUCUAUAAGUAUCAUAUUAAUUAACCUUUUAUUAAACCGAAAAAAUAGUAUAUAUUUAUUUUCAACAUAAAAAAUCUUGCUUUAACUUUAAUAAUGUGCUAUAAGAUUAUCAAAGUGAAAGAAAAUGAUGAAAAUUUUUGUUAAAUAUUCGGUUAUGUACCAAAUUAGUGCAAACCUCAAACCAAUUUUAAUAUUCAGAGGUAUAUCAAAGUAAAUAAUGACUAUUAUGAAUUAUCUGCUCCAAAAUCAUUAGAAGCACAGAAUAAUAGCUUGAACAUUUUUGACUCAAUUUAUUAGUGUAAACCAUUCUUCAAAAAGCUUAAUUAUACAUUACUAGGCUAUGAAAACACAUCAGCUCUAUUUCUUAAGAAUGAUAUUCUUAAAUUUACAUCAUGUUAUGAGAGAUGUCAAGAUUUAUCAAUAAGUAUAUAAGGUAUGCAUUUAAUUUCAAAAACUAAUGUGUUUUGGUUAUUUAAAUUAGGGGUAAACUAAGUUAUAGUUUUCAAAUUUGAUCAUAAUUCUUGUUUGUCAAAGUACACAUAGUAACUUGAAUACUCUCCAGAUAAUAUAACCUAAUUUGGACCCUUAUUGUUGAUUUUUUAAAAAGAUUAACUUCCAAUAAUUUACCAUCUAAUUCCAAAUUAUCUAUCUUAAAUUAAAUAAUAAUUACCAGAAAAAAUAUUUUUAAAUUAGGAUAUCUUGUUCUACAAAGAAAACAAUUAGUAAGCAGCUAUAUAAUAUUAAACAAUAAUUUUAUUAUUGUAGAAAGAGUAAUAAUCAAUACAUUAUUUAAGAAUUUAAGAUGUAUAAAUAAUUCAAGUAGGGUAAUUUAGUUAAGGACAAUAAUUAAUUGGUAUACAUAGGUCUUAAAGCGUCCUUUUUUUUUAUUAUCUAUAUGACUCUGAGAUACACCAUUCUGAAAAUAUAACUUAAAAAGAUUAUAAUUUUGUUAGACCCAUUAUUUACUAAUUUGAGCGGAAUUAUUUGAUUUUGCUUGCUAAGAAGUCAGAACAAAUGUAUUUAUUAAUUUUUGCAAUUUCCUUUGAUGAGGAAAUUUAAUGGAUUUCAAGUAUUAAAUGUAAUAGUAAAUAUUUCUUUUUCCAAAAUCAGAUGAUAGUAUAUUAAGAUGAAAAUAAUUAAAUGAGAUAAUCUAGUCUAAUUGAAAUUGGAUUAUAAAUGAAAAAUUUAAAUUCUACUCAAAGUACAUUGGUAGAAUAUAAAUCUUACCCUAUAUAGGUUAUUUCUUAAAUUACUGAUUAAUCUCUAGAGUGCCAAUUAAAUUUAUACGUUCAAAACUUUUGUCCUUAAUUACAACGUAAUUAUUUUAUAGAAAAUAAGUUAGCCAGCAAAGAUAUAAUAUUGGCAAACUAUUUUUAUGGUACUAUCUUUACUGCAUCCAUAUCGAAUAAUACGAAUUUAAUUUUAAGAGGACCAUUUAUAAGAAUUCAAAAAUUAUUCGAAUGCAAAUAUAUAUCUGAACUAAGCUGCUUAUUAAAAACAAAACUUCUAUAGAAUGAAAAUGAAAUUGAAUGCUAUUUCAUAUCUUUAGAUCAACAUAUUCAUUUUGUAACUUGUUAGAUUCUUAAUUCAAAUCUCAAUAACAAUACAUUAAAUAUAAUUUAGAUGUCAAACUAUCAAUUUGUUUAAUUUUGGUAGAAUGAUAAUGCACAAUAUUUCUAUUAUUAAAUAUUCUUUUAUGAUAUUGAAACAGGAUUCUUUGUAAUGGAAUCUAGUAAUAAGAUAGAAAUGAUGAAAAAUAACAAAAAUCCCCUUUUUGUGAAAAGAAUUGGGAAAUUGAUAAUAAUUAAUAUUGGGAAUUCGCAACGAUUGUUUAGUUUUUAAUUUAACUCUUUAUUACCAAUUUAGUCUAAAAUUGAAUUUAACAAUGUCAUCAAAUUUGAGGAAAAUGAAAAUCUUAUGCUUUCGAUGAAAUUAGUUCGAACUGCAAUGUCAAACUAAAUUUUAUUNUUUCAAAAACUAAUGUGUUUUGGUUAUUUAAAUUAGGGGUAAACUAAGUUAUAGUUUUCAAAUUUGAUCAUAAUUCUUGUUUGUCAAAGUACACAUAGUAACUUGAAUACUCUCCAGAUAAUAUAACCUAAUUUGGACCCUUAUUGUUGAUUUUUUAAAAAGAUUAACUUCCAAUAAUUUACCAUCUAAUUCCAAAUUAUCUAUCUUAAAUUAAAUAAUAAUUACCAGAAAAAAUAUUUUUAAAUUAGGAUAUCUUGUUCUACAAAGAAAACAAUUAGUAAGCAGCUAUAUAAUAUUAAACAAUAAUUUUAUUAUUGUAGAAAGAGUAAUAAUCAAUACAUUAUUUAAGAAUUUAAGAUGUAUAAAUAAUUCAAGUAGGGUAAUUUAGUUAAGGACAAUAAUUAAUUGGUAUACAUAGGUCUUAAAGCGUCCUUUUUUUUUAUUAUCUAUAUGACUCUGAGAUACACCAUUCUGAAAAUAUAACUUAAAAAGAUUAUAAUUUUGUUAGACCCAUUAUUUACUAAUUUGAGCGGAAUUAUUUGAUUUUGCUUGCUAAGAAGUCAGAACAAAUGUAUUUAUUAAUUUUUGCAAUUUCCUUUGAUGAGGAAAUUUAAUGGAUUUCAAGUAUUAAAUGUAAUAGUAAAUAUUUCUUUUUCCAAAAUCAGAUGAUAGUAUAUUAAGAUGAAAAUAAUUAAAUGAGAUAAUCUAGUCUAAUUGAAAUUGGAUUAUAAAUGAAAAAUUUAAAUUCUACUCAAAGUACAUUGGUAGAAUAUAAAUCUUACCCUAUAUAGGUUAUUUCUUAAAUUACUGAUUAAUCUCUAGAGUGCCAAUUAAAUUUAUACGUUCAAAACUUUUGUCCUUAAUUACAACGUAAUUAUUUUAUAGAAAAUAAGUUAGCCAGCAAAGAUAUAAUAUUGGCAAACUAUUUUUAUGGUACUAUCUUUACUGCAUCCAUAUCGAAUAAUACGAAUUUAAUUUUAAGAGGACCAUUUAUAAGAAUUCAAAAAUUAUUCGAAUGCAAAUAUAUAUCUGAACUAAGCUGCUUAUUAAAAACAAAACUUCUAUAGAAUGAAAAUGAAAUUGAAUGCUAUUUCAUAUCUUUAGAUCAACAUAUUCAUUUUGUAACUUGUUAGAUUCUUAAUUCAAAUCUCAAUAACAAUACAUUAAAUAUAAUUUAGAUGUCAAACUAUCAAUUUGUUUAAUUUUGGUAGAAUGAUAAUGCACAAUAUUUCUAUUAUUAAAUAUUCUUUUAUGAUAUUGAAACAGGAUUCUUUGUAAUGGAAUCUAGUAAUAAGAUAGAAAUGAUGAAAAAUAACAAAAAUCCCCUUUUUGUGAAAAGAAUUGGGAAAUUGAUAAUAAUUAAUAUUGGGAAUUCGCAACGAUUGUUUAGUUUUUAAUUUAACUCUUUAUUACCAAUUUAGUCUAAAAUUGAAUUUAACAAUGUCAUCAAAUUUGAGGAAAAUGAAAAUCUUAUGCUUUCGAUGAAAUUAGUUCGAACUGCAAUGUCAAACUAAAUUUUAUUUUCUAUAUUACAAUUAGAAGGAACAAACUUCUUAGUUCUCGGUCAAAUCGCUUUGGAUUAUCUUCAACUUUCAAAAUUUCUUAAACCCUUAAUUCCAAUCAAUCAAUAUAUUAAAAAUGUUAAUUUUUUAGCCGAGAACAGCUUCACUCUUUUAUAAUGUAAGUUUUAAUAGGAUUCUAUUUAAAUUUAAAUCAGCUAAGUAUUAUCUGAAUAUUUGGUAAUCUAUAAAUUAAAAUUUAAUAAAUUAUAUUAGUUGGAAAUGGGAACUGUAACUAAAAUAGUUAGAUAAUGUGAUACCUUCUUACUAUAUUUGGAGAAUUAAACCCUAAUUUGUAAAGACUUUGUUUAUGAUUUGAGAUUGGAAUAAUAAUUUUAUGAUCCUACUCAUCAAAUACAACAACAGGAUGAUAAAUUUUACUUUUUCAAUACUACAAAUCUAAUACUUAAAUCAACAAACAACCCUGAAUUUUAUCUUGGCAAAUUUGGAUAUGAAAUCGAAUAGUUAAAAGUAGAAAAGGAAUUUGAAAAAUUCAAUUUAACAGCAACCUUUAGCCUAUAAACUAUAGAAGUUGAAUUAAUGUUUAUUAAUAAACUAGAAUCCAAAGAGAUGCUUAUUUAUUAUAUUUUAAUAUUGAUUGGAUUGCAAAUUUUAAUUGUANAAAUUUAAUGGAUUUCAAGUAUUAAAUGUAAUAGUAAAUAUUUCUUUUUCCAAAAUCAGAUGAUAGUAUAUUAAGAUGAAAAUAAUUAAAUGAGAUAAUCUAGUCUAAUUGAAAUUGGAUUAUAAAUGAAAAAUUUAAAUUCUACUCAAAGUACAUUGGUAGAAUAUAAAUCUUACCCUAUAUAGGUUAUUUCUUAAAUUACUGAUUAAUCUCUAGAGUGCCAAUUAAAUUUAUACGUUCAAAACUUUUGUCCUUAAUUACAACGUAAUUAUUUUAUAGAAAAUAAGUUAGCCAGCAAAGAUAUAAUAUUGGCAAACUAUUUUUAUGGUACUAUCUUUACUGCAUCCAUAUCGAAUAAUACGAAUUUAAUUUUAAGAGGACCAUUUAUAAGAAUUCAAAAAUUAUUCGAAUGCAAAUAUAUAUCUGAACUAAGCUGCUUAUUAAAAACAAAACUUCUAUAGAAUGAAAAUGAAAUUGAAUGCUAUUUCAUAUCUUUAGAUCAACAUAUUCAUUUUGUAACUUGUUAGAUUCUUAAUUCAAAUCUCAAUAACAAUACAUUAAAUAUAAUUUAGAUGUCAAACUAUCAAUUUGUUUAAUUUUGGUAGAAUGAUAAUGCACAAUAUUUCUAUUAUUAAAUAUUCUUUUAUGAUAUUGAAACAGGAUUCUUUGUAAUGGAAUCUAGUAAUAAGAUAGAAAUGAUGAAAAAUAACAAAAAUCCCCUUUUUGUGAAAAGAAUUGGGAAAUUGAUAAUAAUUAAUAUUGGGAAUUCGCAACGAUUGUUUAGUUUUUAAUUUAACUCUUUAUUACCAAUUUAGUCUAAAAUUGAAUUUAACAAUGUCAUCAAAUUUGAGGAAAAUGAAAAUCUUAUGCUUUCGAUGAAAUUAGUUCGAACUGCAAUGUCAAACUAAAUUUUAUUUUCUAUAUUACAAUUAGAAGGAACAAACUUCUUAGUUCUCGGUCAAAUCGCUUUGGAUUAUCUUCAACUUUCAAAAUUUCUUAAACCCUUAAUUCCAAUCAAUCAAUAUAUUAAAAAUGUUAAUUUUUUAGCCGAGAACAGCUUCACUCUUUUAUAAUGUAAGUUUUAAUAGGAUUCUAUUUAAAUUUAAAUCAGCUAAGUAUUAUCUGAAUAUUUGGUAAUCUAUAAAUUAAAAUUUAAUAAAUUAUAUUAGUUGGAAAUGGGAACUGUAACUAAAAUAGUUAGAUAAUGUGAUACCUUCUUACUAUAUUUGGAGAAUUAAACCCUAAUUUGUAAAGACUUUGUUUAUGAUUUGAGAUUGGAAUAAUAAUUUUAUGAUCCUACUCAUCAAAUACAACAACAGGAUGAUAAAUUUUACUUUUUCAAUACUACAAAUCUAAUACUUAAAUCAACAAACAACCCUGAAUUUUAUCUUGGCAAAUUUGGAUAUGAAAUCGAAUAGUUAAAAGUAGAAAAGGAAUUUGAAAAAUUCAAUUUAACAGCAACCUUUAGCCUAUAAACUAUAGAAGUUGAAUUAAUGUUUAUUAAUAAACUAGAAUCCAAAGAGAUGCUUAUUUAUUAUAUUUUAAUAUUGAUUGGAUUGCAAAUUUUAAUUGUAUUUAUUGUUUAUUUAAUCAGAAGAUAAAGAUUGAAAGUUAAAAUUAACAUAAAGAGUUAAUUUUGA
Messenger RNA from Paramecium octaurelia, 6782 nucleotides. The record is from the annotation of a GenBank genome assembly. NCBI's taxonomy places the organism in Eukaryota, Ciliophora, Oligohymenophorea, Peniculida, Parameciidae.